Molecule: messenger RNA, 3095 nt
Organism: Pyrus x bretschneideri (Chinese white pear)
Lineage: Eukaryota; Viridiplantae; Streptophyta; Magnoliopsida; Rosales; Rosaceae
Product: E4 SUMO-protein ligase PIAL2
Exons: 16
Coding region: 39-2771 (910 amino acids)
Biological process (GO): protein sumoylation
Molecular function (GO): zinc ion binding; SUMO ligase activity
Source: RefSeq, a predicted model, not a curated record
AUAACAUUUGAAAAGCCUGGAGAGAGGGGCGCGUGUAGAUGUGGGUGUGGUCGGUGUGUCUGUGUGAGCUAAUGAGCGGAACAACGCUAACACCGCAGGCGGUGAGCAACUUAAUCAGUCUGAACGUUGGAGGCAUUGGGCGGCAGCAACUCUCCGCUUCCCUCGUUAACUCCUACCGAGUCGCCGCCGUCGCCGAGCGCUUGGCGGCUCACGUCAAAUCUGGCUAUCGCGGCGAGGCCAUGGAGUUCUUCAAUCUCUGCCUUUCCCUUUCCAGAGGCAUUGACUAUGCCGUUGCAAACAAUGAGGUUCCGGCGAUUGCUCAAGAUUUACCUGGGUUGUUGAAGCAGAUAUGCCAACGCAAGAGUGAUAAGGUUUUGGAAGCUGCUAUCAUGGUGCUGAUGAUUUCUGUUAAGAAUGCUUGUAGGGCAGGAUGGUUUUCGGAUAAGGAGACUGAAGAACUUUUUUCUCUAGCUAAUGAGAUAGGAAGUAGCUUCUGCAGCUUGGGGGAUGUUAAAACUGGAGCUAGCUGUUCUCUUUCUGUAAUAGACACAAUUAUGGAAAGGUAUUAUCCAAUGAUGAAGAUGGGCCAAAUACUUGCCUCUCUCGAAGUCAAGCCGGGAUAUGGGGCACAUGUGCUUGAUUUCCAUAUUUCGAAGACUACACAAUAUUCUCCGCAAGAAAAAAUUCGAUUAUUUGUAGCACAAACAGAUAAUUUAGAGACAUCUGCCUGUAUUAUAAGUCCGCCACAAGUGAACUUUCUGCUAAAUGGAAAGGGAGUAGAUAGAAGGAUCAACGUUACAAUGGAUACUGGACCCCAGGUGCCUUCAGUAGUGACUGGAAUGCUUAAGUUUGGAUCAAAUCUUCUGCAAGCUGUGGGUCAGUUCAAUGGUAACUAUAUCAUAGUGGUUGCCUUUAUGAGCCUCACGCCAUCACCUGACACUCCAGCACUGAAAGAUUAUACUCAGCCCACUGUCUCUCCUUCAGAUUCAGAUCCUGAUAUAAUAGAGGGGCCAUCAAGGAUUUCUCUCAAUUGUCCCAUAAGUUAUACACGUAUAAAAACUCCUGUCAAAGGACAUUUUUGCAAACAUCUUCAGUGUUUCGACUUCAGUAAUUAUGUCAAUAUAAAUUUAAGACGACCUUCUUGGCGCUGCCCCCAUUGUAAUCAGUAUGUCUGCUAUUUGGACCUUCGCGUGGAUCAAAAUAUGGUUAAGGUCCUGAGAGAGGUAGGAGAGAACGUCGCUGAAGUGAUAAUCUCUAUGGAUGGAUCAUGGAAAGCUGUACUGGAGAAUGGUGAGGACUUAGGUCAGGCACAUGAUAAGACCCUUCAAAGAGAAACAUCUGAACAGGAAGAAUCUACCCAUGUCUCAUCUGCACUUCCUAUUGUUUUGGAUCUUACCGAGGAUGAUACUGAGAUGGACGCUGUGAGUACCUGUGAAACCGAAGACGUGAAACCUCUUUGCAACACAAACGGGGUUAAUCAAACUGUUCCUGCUCAUCUAGAGGAUGACUUUUGGUCUGGCAUUUACUUUCCUAAUGGUUCGUUGACCUCCGGUAUAAGGUCAGACACCCAAAUGGAUGGUGGUAUCCCGCACCCUGGUCCUGCAAAUUUUUUACAGCCGCCUGUGUUGACUGAUGCUAUUUCUCCUGUGCUUGAUCGAGGAACUGAGAGCCAUGGGAACACUAAUCCUGUGGCAUCUGCAAUGCUUACUCAAUAUUCUUCUUCCAAUAAUUUGCAGUUACAACAGCCGCAGUUUGCAAGUUCAAAUGUUACUGUUAGCAGUGAGUAUGGGAGAUUUGCGAACAUAGUAUUACCCAGGACACCAACAGCAGUUCAGGCCCUUCCUGCCUGGACGCCAGGAUUGCAGCAAAGAUCAAGAACUAGUUUCAAUACUCCCCCUAGUGCCUCUCUUCUUUCACAGGUUGGCCAAUCUGUCACACCUACAGCAAAUGGUGUCAAUGCAGUAUGUAGUGAUAUGGAAAGGCAGCAACAUUUUUCUAGGGCCCGAAUGAAUCCGCCUCAAGUGUCAAAUGUCGCUCCUCCUUCAAUGCAACCUCCAUCACAAAUAACACAGAACUGGGAUUGUCAUGGCCAAUCUGCCCAACAGGUUGUUGGCCUUCCAGCUCCGAGUCAAAUGCAGAGUGCUAACCAGACAUCUGUUGGGCUUAUGGAGUUCCAAAAUGCACAUCUGCAGCAAGCUCUUAAUCCAAUGACUCCCCAGACUGUGGGUCCGUUUUCAAGCGCCAAUGGAUCAUCUUCUCAUCUCUUGCGGGCUCAAAUCCAGCAAGGAAGUGUACGAGUUGGGACUGGUCAAACAUCAAGUUCUUUAAACAACCAACAAAGGUUCAUGAUUGCUCAGCAGCGGCGAGCUGCUAUGAUGGCCAGGCAGUCUCCAUCAACGCCAGAUCAAAAUCAAUCCCCGAGAAACAGGCCAAUUUUGGCGGCAAAUGCUGAAGGUUUUAGGUCAGCAGCAAUGGAGCAGGGCAGAAACAUAGUGGGAACGGUGCAAGCAGUUUCUGGGGCUGAUGGAUCACCAGAUUUGUCAUCUGGGGAGAACUGGCGACCAACAGGUCGGAUGCGUGGAAGCCUGUCAGGCCGUGCUUACUCUGCUGCUCUUAACCAGUUCAUAAUUCAGCCAACCCAACCAACGCCAGCUGCUCCAAGACCGCCGUCAAAUCUGUCCGCUCCACCACAUCUUGUUGCCGCCCAACAGACAUUGAUUGCAAACGGGAGCACUCAGGUUCCUCUAACAAAUAAUAGCCAUCCACAGUAGAUUCGAUCUUGUCAAGAGUCGAAGGCAUAUGUAUUCUGCCAUGGGGUUCUUUUAGGCUGCUGUAUAUAAGGUAGUUGGUCAAUUUUGUGUUCAGUGGUGAACCGGUCAAGCUAAUUUAGGACAAUGUUCUGGUUUUAGGUGAUAUUUAGGGCUCCUGAAUUGGGCGGUUUCGACCGAAAAAUGAAGAAUUGGACGAUUCGGGGGUCGGCUUGUGAAUUUUAACAUGCAGCUUCUGACUGCGUUAGUUGUAAUGAUGCUGUAGUUGACAGAUUUUACUCUGCUGCUAAUUAUCCAUGAUAAUUUAUAUCUAAACGUUCUGAGUUA